Molecule: messenger RNA, 1893 nt
Organism: Peronospora matthiolae
Lineage: Eukaryota; Oomycota; Peronosporomycetes; Peronosporales; Peronosporaceae
Source: the annotation of a GenBank genome assembly
AUGUCGUCCACCAUCAACGCCUCCAUUGAAAAGUUCAACGGAGACAAUUACGCAACGUGGAGCCGGUACAUGCGCGGUGUGUUUUUGACGAAGUCCGUCUGGCACGUCGUCAACCGUGAAGUGACUCCAACUUUCACCGACCCGCGAGCGUCCGAUGACUACGUCAAGGCAAGCAACGUCGCGUUUGGUAUGAUGCUGCUGCACAUGAACGCGGACUACCAUCAUGGGCUGGACAACUGCGAGGAAGCCUGGGUUUCGUGGACAAGUCUGAAGACGCUGUACGGUGGGUCGCAGAAGGCAGGACGCAUCUACCUCAAGCUACAACUUUUCAGUAUCAAGAUGGAUGAAGGCGCGAACGUCAUGCAUCACUGCAACGAGGUCCUCAACAUCUCCGCCAAGCUUAGCGGCAUCGGUGCGAAGAUGGAAGACGAAGACGUUGCAAUUUGUCUGCUACUCAGUCUUCCGAAGAGCUACGAAAAUGUUGUGCUCAACAUGGAAAUGAGCAGCACCGAGCUUCGCACUCAAGAUGUGGUGAGAGUCCUGACGAAUGAGCAUGCCAAGCGUCAAGGAGAAAAAGGGACAACGACAGCGACUACGGUGAAGGCUGAAGAUGCAAGCAAGGCAUUCAGCGCCGAGCGUGAGCCCUACCAAUGCACGUAUUGUGGCAAGGUGGGACACACGGUGGAUCGUUGCUGGACAAAGCAGAAGAACGAAGGUCGGGGAGCCCGACGCGGCGGCAAUGGUCGUGGACGCGGGGCUAACAAUGUCCAGUGGGGACAUCAUGAUGAAGGCAAUGGCUACGAUCGAGUGGCGUUUGCAGUCUCGUUCGAAUGUGGAGUUUCGACGAGCAAGGACGUGUCUGGAAUGUGGGCGGUCGACAGUGGUGCAACGCACCACAUUUGCCACGACAAGACCAAGUUCGCAAGUUUGGCAGAGCGCAAUGAGGGCGAACUCUUGGUGGCUGAUGGCAACAAGGUGGCCAUCAAGGGUGUGGGAACCAUCAUGGAAAAGGUGGUUCUGCCCAACGGUGAAGAGCGUGAGAUCGAAAUCAAGAACGCGCUAUAUGUUCCAAGUAUGAGCAAGAACCUGCUCUCGGUGCCACAGAUUAACAGCCAUGGCAAGUUUCAAGUCGUGUUUGACGGGUCCAAGAUGUAUGUGACUCUCAAGAACUCACAGCAAGUGGUGGCGACAGCGGAUCUCGUGGAUGGACUCUACUGGCUUCGGACGACUCAACGAUCAGCUAAUGUGACAACAAGUGGAACCAGUUGUGCCGAUCUACAUGCGAGAAUGGGUCAUGCUCCAGUCGAUAUACUUCGCAAGAUGAUCGCGACCAACAUGAUCAAAGAUGUGGGAGUACCUCUCGAGUCAAGUGGAUCAGGUACAUAUCGAGGAUGUCAGCAAGGGGAAAUGGUCCAAAAACCAUACCCAAGCAAUCGUGACAAGCGCAGCUACGAUACGUUUGAGCUACUUCAUCUGGACAUCUGCGGGCCCAUGGAAAAGGAUUCGCUCGGUGGCAGCAAAUAUUUGCUGCUGAUCAUCGACGAAGCCAGUGGAUGCAUGAAGGGCUUUUGUCUACGAGUGAAGUCCGAGAGUGAAGACUACAUCCGGAAAUAUAUCACCAUGGUACAGACGCAAUUCUGUAAGAAGGUCAAGUUCGUGCGACACGACGGAGCUCGCGAGUUUGCAACCAACUCGCUUCAACUGUUCUACAAAGACGAAGGCAUUGAACAGCAGACAACGGUGUCGUAUGCACAUCAAACACACGGAACAGCAGAGCGUGCCAUUAGGACUAUUGUAACGAUCGGUGUUGACGGUCAUCGAUUUUCUACCAGUAUUGGUAACCGUGACCGAUCCAAUCCGAACCGCCUGUUCAGCUUAGUAUUUACGACGUAG